AUGCAUGUAUACUUUGCCAAAUAUUGUGUUGCUUGGUGUUUUGAAAAUGGUCAAGGUGUGGAAAGGAAUCAUAAAUUAGCUUAUUAUUGGUAUAUGAAAAGUGCGAAAGAAGGUUAUAAUAGUUCUCAAAGUAAUAUUGCAUAUUGUUAUGGAAUUGGUCAAGGAAUUCUUCAAGAUGAAAAAAAAGCAUUUAAAUGGUAUCAAGAAGCAGGAAAAAAUGGUAAUAUUCUUAGUCAACGUGUAACAGGGAUUCGUUAUAUGUAUGGAACUGGAGUAAAAAAGGAUGUCAUAAAAGCUAUUCAAUGGUUGACAAAAGCUGCUGAUAGUGGAGAUUCAGGCGCUGAAGAUGAGUUGGAUGAUUUCGAGAGAACGAUAUUCUGUAAAAAUCAUUAUUUAAAUAAAUAUACAUACACAAAAAUGCCAAUAUCACCUUUACCAACUGAAACAGUCCUAAUCGGUAUAAAUUUCCAAGAAGCCAUUUUCGAUACACCAAGUUUUCGUGCAAAUGUUAGAAAAUUUGAAGAACAAAUUGAUCAUUUCGAAAAAUGGUUGGAAGGAAUUUUGAAAGCUUUACGACUAUACAUUGAGGAAUCUAUAAAAUUUAAUGAGGCAUGCAAUUCUCUAGCAAAACGUGCUUUGCCUUUAGCGAACGAAGAUUCAUUAUUAGAUCGAGAUUUUACAUUAUCGACAAUAAGAAUCUUUACUGAUGCAUUUCAAACAACUUCUGCAUUUAAAGAGAAAUUGGUCAGUGAUAUGGAUGAAAAAUUCAUACAACCAAUUUUAAGUUUUACCAAAACUGAUUUAAAAGAAUUAAAAGAGGUUCGUCGAGCAUUUGAUAGAGCUUUAGAGAAAUAUGAUAACAUGUUAUCAAAAUAUACAUCACAAUCAAAAACAAAAGAAGCCAGUGCUCUCAGAGAGUUUUUGGGUGGAUCAUAUGCACAACUGGAUCUUCAUGUGGCUAGUACAACUAUAUAUAAAGGUUUUGAAAAUCAAAUGGAUAGAUUAAAAAAUUUGUUGAGCGAGAGCAGGAAAACUUGUGAAUAUCAAACACCAUGUUUAAUAGAUUUGAGAAGAAAAUUAGAAGAGGGAGCAAUCAACAUGAAUAAACCUCAACGAAAACUCACAAAAUAUACUGAUAAUCCGUUAAAUACGGUAAAUAUUCAUCCUGUUACGGAAUCUAACUUACAAUUACCUUCACCUACUGGUAAACACGAAAAACAAGGUUAUUUAUUCAUGAAAUCAUUGAACGGAAAAAGCACUUGGUCACGGAAAUAUUUUUAUCUUAAAGACGGUAGUUUUUGGUGGGUAUCCAUUGGACAUGGUAAACUUCGGUCGAAUAUUGAACAGAGUGAGAAAAUUAAUGUUUUGUUAUGCGAAAUGAGAAUUGACUUUUCACAAGAUCGAAGGUUUUGUUUCGAAAUCGUUUCAUGGAUUCUUCAAGCAGAAACUGAAGAAGAUCUUAAAAGUUGGAGUGCGAUUUUUGAAUCUGCAAAACGAUACGCAUUUCGAAUGUCAAAUGACUUAUCAUCAUCCGGAACUACUGAUAAUAACACAAUUCAAAUUAAAGGUGAUGAUAGUCACACCUCCAAAUCAGGUGUAGAGAAUACACAAAAUGAUUCUGAAAAAUCGUCGAUACCAUCUAACCAACAGAAUUUUUGGGGUAGUAUCCAAUGGGGUAUAAUGCCGGCUAUGAAUUUGUUGAUGAAUAGUGUUAAUGUGUCGGAGGGUGAUGAAGAUUCGGAAAAAUCCACUGGUACUAAAAAAAAAAGAAAUAGACCACUUAGUGGAAGUAUACCUGUUGGAUCUGGUGUUGAUGGGUCUAUCGCAGAGUAUCCACAGACAUUAAUGUCACAUAAUUUACAACUUCAUUUAUUAUUCGAAAAUAUGUCAGAGAAAGAAUUUGUGUUGGAUGUAUAUCAAUGUGCUUGGCAAAAGGAUAACAUGUUAUUCAAGGGACGAGCAUAUUUCACUCAAGACAAAUUUUAUUUCUAUUCAGAGAUUAUGAGUGUUAUUAAUAUGUUUUAUAUAUCAUGGAAAGAAAUAAAGACUAUUUCAUAUAAAAAAACCGGUAUCCAACAAACAGUGGAAUUCUUUGAUGAGAAUGAAAAUCAAAAGUAUAUUAUAAAAACUUUCCUGGACAAUGACAAAGUAUUUAAUGAUAAAGCUCAAUUGAUAUGGAAAUUAGUUACGAUUGAAAAGAUUACAUCAUUGCAAAGUAUCUUUGAUGCUGUAUGGAAAUCUAUCUCAACAUCUCGCUUUGACAAUUUUUCUCACGAAAAACUUGACGAGAACAAAAAAAUCGAAGGGUCUUAUAAUGAUUCUACAAAUAAUGUAAAUAACGCAAAUAAUGUAAUUUCAUUAGAUAAAGAUGUUAAUCAAAAUGAGGAACAUGAGAACAAAGAGAAUAAAGAAAAUAAAGGGAAUAGAGAGAAUAAAGGGAAUAAAGAGAAUAAACUAGAAACUUCAAAAAAUAAUGAUGAGAGAAACAAUAAUUAUAACGGUAUCUACGACAAAAGUAAUGGAAUAUAUGAAAAAAAUAAUGAAAGUUCUCAUAAUGUAGAUAAUCGACAAAAAGACGAUGAAUUUCCAUCAAAUCUCGUUUUACCAAAGGGCCCAGUGACAUGCGGAUGUUCAGAUCAUCUUGAUAAAUUAGAAACUGAAGUUGAAUAUCCGGUAUCAGCUAAAAAAUUAUAUCGAAUGUUAUUCGACACGAAGAGUACAUUAUGGGAACGAAUGCAUCAAAAGCAAGGAAAUACUUUAACAAAUUGUGGUCCAUGGUUGAUGAAUGGAAGUGAAAGAAAACGAGAGUUAAAAUUUAUUAUGCCUAUUAACAAUCCUAUGUCUAAAGUUAAAGAAACAGAUUGUAUUCAGACGCAGACUUGUCUAAAAUAUGAAGAUCAUUUACGUUAUGUCGUAUUAAUUCAAACAAAAGCAUUGCAAAUACCUUAUAAUGAUUCAUUUUUACCAAUGUCCAAGUGGUGCAUAACUUAUAAGACUCCAAAUUCAUGUAAAAUAACCUGUCAUAUUGGUAUAAAAUGGUUUAAAUCACCAAUGGUCAAAGCUUUAAUAAAAAGUGCAGCAAUGACAGGGUUAUCAGAAACUGCGACAGAAAUCAUAACAAUAUUAAAUGCAGAUAUUGCUCAAGGAAAAUCAAGGAUGCCUUCAAAUUCACCAAUACGGACAGUUCAUGUGAAUUCUUUAAAACGUCGUAUGUAUCGACAUAAGAAUCGUACGCAUACAACCAUUAAGCAUCCAGCUAGUAGUGAAGAAAGUAUUUCAUUAUCUACUGGCAGUGCAGGAUCAAUAAACAGAAUGACUAGAUCAAAUUCAUUAAAUUCUGUUAAUAUUGUUAAUAUAAACAAUAAAUUGUCAGACGGAAAUAAAUUUUUUGAAAUAAUUUCAUCCAAUACGAAAUUAAUUAAAUUAAUGUUAAUAAUAUUAACAUUAUCGAUGUUAUAUAAUAUUUAUUUGUGGGUAUAUUUAAGUGAGAAUAUGAGUAAAAGUCCUACUACCAAUGGGACACAUUUUCAAACACCAUUAGCACCCUCAGUAUAUCUUCGUGAUUUAGAAGAACAAAUACUUAAUAUUAACACGAGAAUACAAAAUCCACCAUAUCCAUGGUUACUUCACUCUCACCGUCGAUUAUCUAAUGAGAUAUCUUACGCCCGAAAAAGAAUGGCAGUCCUAAGAUAUGAUUUAUUAUUAGCAUUUAAAUUAAUUAAUUCUAUAGAUAAAAAAUUAAUAAAAAAUGAAUAUAUCAAUUGGUUAUUGGAUGAAAGAGCAAAAUAUGAAGGUUCCGAAGAAAAAACCAGUGAAUAUAUGAAAAAAUAUAAAAUUGAACUUAAGAAUAUAAUAAGAUAUUGUGGUAAUAUAAAAGAACAGUUAGACAUUUUUGCUGCUACUUUUUAA
Messenger RNA from Diversispora eburnea, 3909 nucleotides. The record is from the annotation of a GenBank genome assembly. NCBI's taxonomy places the organism in Eukaryota, Fungi, Glomeromycota, Glomeromycetes, Diversisporales, Diversisporaceae.